Cylicostephanus goldi is the source of this 710-nucleotide messenger RNA. The record is from the annotation of a GenBank genome assembly. NCBI's taxonomy places the organism in Eukaryota, Metazoa, Nematoda, Chromadorea, Rhabditida, Strongylidae.
AACAUGUCUGGGGAACUUUCCUUUUACAGAUCCGACUCGUGACAUUCGGAGAACCACGAACAGGAAAUGUUGCCUUUGCAAAGGAGAUUGAGGAACACAUCCAAUUCCGCUAUCGAGUAGUAAAGAAAAACGACUUCAUUGCAAGCGUACCAAGAUCAGCGGACCCAGCAGCAUCUCUUUUGACAGCCACAAUGUAUGAGAGACAACCGCUGUUUUACAGAUAUCUAGUGCAUUACGAUAAUAAGAUGAAAAAAGGCGACACAUUCAAGAUAUGUGAACUUUCUGACGAUUUUGGUUGUCGCAACACGAAUUUCGCUUAUGAUCUCGAUGACCAUCGAACGUACUUCCAUAUAGACUCAGACAAGUUUAUAGAAGAAGGAUGUCCGCGUGAUCACUUUGCAUUCACUUCGGCGAAGUACGGGCAUGAUGAAGUUCAGAGGCCCUGCUUUGCUGAGAAUAUCAAAAACACACAAACACCAGAGCCAAAGUAUUUAUUCCGACAGCGGAAGAGCUCAAACGUGGGAAAUUUAGUUACUGUUUCCCAUGGUAGUUUGAAUAGGGAAGCAAAACAAGCAAAAGUAAACGAACAACGAACGAAGCUAUCAUUAACGUCACGUACCAUGAAGAAUCUGGUGAGAUUCAAUCUUUCACAUGCAGAAGUUCUUGGAAAAAGUUUUCAAAACUGCCGUGAUCGCAUAGGCAGAGAUUAG